This is a messenger RNA of Elaeis guineensis (African oil palm), 1440 nucleotides long. Its product is annotated as D-amino-acid transaminase, chloroplastic. Lineage: Eukaryota; Viridiplantae; Streptophyta; Magnoliopsida; Arecales; Arecaceae. The record is from RefSeq and is a predicted model, not a curated record. Gene Ontology annotation, molecular function: 4-amino-4-deoxychorismate lyase activity; pyridoxal phosphate binding. Gene Ontology annotation, biological process: folic acid biosynthetic process.
UUUCUUGAAAAAGAAAAAUAAAGAAACGCGACGCCAUGUCCAUUUCCUUAAAACGAUCCCCUUUCCUCCCCUCUCAUCCUCCGCCCAAAGUCUCUUCUCCUCCAUCACUCCUGACUCCCGUCUUCGCCAUGGGCAGCUCAUCCAACUCCUCUUCCGACCAGAAACCAGCGGAAGACAACGGGGCGCCCGAUUUCUGUCUUCCAGUUUACUCGACGGGUUCCGAGGUGUUGGCCAAGCUGCAAGAGAAAUGGAAGUCCGUGGAAAAGCAACCAUACCCAGCAAUGUAUUCUAGCAUUUUUGGUGGAAUUACUCUUGAUCCGGCCAUGAUGGUUAUUCCAAUUGAUGAUCACAUGGUUCAUAGAGGACAUGGAGUUUUCGAUACUGCUAUGCUUAUGGAUGGACACUUAUAUGAACUGGAUACCCAUUUGGACCGAUUCUUGAGGUCUGCAUCAAAAGCAAAGAUUACUUCUCCUUUCCCCCGUGAAGCUCUGCGGAGCAUACUUAUUCAGAUGACAGCAGCAUCAAGGUGCCGCAAGGGUUCGAUUAGAUACUGGUUGACUGCAGGUCCUGGAGAUUUCUUGCUAUCACCAGCAGACUGUCCAGAACCUGCAUUCUAUGCCGUAGUCAUUGAUGAUGACUACUCGCAGUGCAAGGAAGGCGUGAAAGUUAUUACAUCCACUGUACCAAUGAAACCUCCUUUGUUCGCUACCAUGAAGAAUGUGAACUAUCUGCCCAAUGUUUUCUCCAAAAUGGAAGCAGAAGACAAGGGUGCCUUUGCCUCCAUCUGGGUUGAUGAGCAAGGAUAUAUUGCCGAGGGCCCUAAUGUCAAUGUUGCAUUCAUAAGCAAGAGCAAAGAGCUGCUUCUUCCCUCGUUUGAUAAGAUCCUUAGUGGUUGCACUGCCAAGAGGCUUCUAGCACUGGCACCCAAAUUGGUCGAGAAGGGCCUUCUCAAAAGUGUGAAUACAGGAGAGAUAACAAUUAUUGAAGCGAAGGAUUCAGCUGAAAUGAUGUACGUGGGAAGUGGGCUUCCCAUAUUACCUAUCACUGAAUGGGAUGAUCAGCCUAUUGGAGAUGGACAAGUCGGAGAACUAACGCUUGCCCUCUCUGAUCUGCUUUGGGAGGAUAUGAUGGCAGGUCCGGAAAGGACCCGUGUUCCAUAUGAGCAAGUCUCUGCAACUUAAAGAGUGCGUCUUGCUCUUCUUCACAAGGCUCUGUGCCUUCUCGUGUGUUCUCAGCUCUCCUCCUGCUUCAAGCAUCUGGAAAGUUCUAAAACUCUGCGCUUAAGCAGUCUGUCUUAUUUCUUCUGGUUACAUUUAUGCUUCUGUUUGUGGAUGUAGUGGGGAGGUAGGUGAUUCUAAUGUCUUGAGUCAUGUAUUUGUUGAUCCAAUAUGCCUUAAUGUAUGUCUACUUGUAAGUCAAAUGUGCUUAUCUUAUUUCGUC